AUGGCCUACCUUCAAGCAUUUCAGAAGGCUUCCGCAGGGCUGUUCUUGUUAGCACUGUGGGGUGUGGUUGGAGGUGAGAAGCUGCUGGUUGUUCCCCAGGAUGGAAGUCACUGGCUUAGUAUGAAGGAGAUCGUUGAGCUUCUCAGCCAGAGGGGCCAUGACAUUGUGGUGGUGGUGCCGGAGGUGAACUUGCUUCUGAAGGAAUCCAGACACUACACCAGGAGAGUCUACCCAGUGCCCCACACUGUGGACGAGCUGAAGGAGCGUUUCCGCUCUUUUGGAAACAGCCACUUUGCUGAGAGGUCUUUCCUGAGUGGCCCUCAGACAGAGUACAGAAACAACAUGAUUGUUGUUGACAUGUUCUUCACCACCUGUGAGAGCCUCCUGAAGGACUUGGAGACCCUGAAGUUCCUCAGGGAGAGUGAGUUUGAUGCCCUUUUUACUGACCCAGCCUUACCUUGUGGUGUGAUCCUGGCUGAGUAUCUGGGCCUGCCCUCCGUGUACCUCUUUCGGGGUUUCCCAUGUACCCUGGAGUACACAUUCAGUGGGAGCCCAAACCCUGUGUCCUACAUCCCCAGAUUCUACACUCAGUUCUCUGACCACAUGACUUUCCCCCAACGGGUGGCCAACUUUCUCAUGAAUUUGUUGGAGUUCCCCCUACUUUACCUUCUGUAUGGGAAGUACCAAGACCUUGCCUCGAAUCUCCUCAAGAGAGAUGUGGACUUGGGUGCCUUGUACAAGAAGGCCUCCAUAUGGCUGUUAAGAUAUGACUUUGUGUUUGAGUAUCCCAGGCCAGCCAUGCCCCACAUGGUCUUCAUUGGAGGGACCAACUGCAAGGAGGGACAACGUCUACCUCAGGCGGCCUGUGGGGCGCGAGUGCCCCCAGGGCGGGAGGCCGGUGGGAGGCGCACGGCCCCCCCAGCGCGAGUGGCCAUUGGGGGCGUGCCCCUCCACCCCACCACACGGGCACUUGGCGGUGUGGUGGCUUCGCUGUACCAGCCUUGA
Messenger RNA from Elephantulus edwardii (Cape elephant shrew), 1005 nucleotides. Its product is annotated as UDP-glucuronosyltransferase 1-6-like. Lineage: Eukaryota; Metazoa; Chordata; Mammalia; Macroscelidea; Macroscelididae. The record is from RefSeq and is a predicted model, not a curated record. The transcript is spliced from 3 exons. Gene Ontology annotation, molecular function: UDP-glycosyltransferase activity. Bases 1 to 1005 code for a protein of 334 amino acids.